AAGGCGGCGCCGGUGACGCGCUCGCUCUGACGUCACGCGACAACCAGAAAGGUCGUGAGUAAAAUGAACGUGUGAAUCGUGUCUCAUGGACGCAGAGAGGUUUCUGCUUGCGAUCUGCACAAAACGACGGAAUAACGUGUGUCGGAGAACACCUCCAGAAACUGGAGUUCCCAUGGUGCCUUGCUUUGACGCGCUUCCUGUGUCUCACUGCUGCACUCAGCAUCAUCACGUUUGUUGUGUUGAGUGAUGUUCAGUUCUGAACCCCGUCACCUUCACUGAUCCUUAACCACGACUCUAUACACACCUACUAGCUGAUGGGGUGAUUUUGUUUUUCCCUCCUGGCAAAAGAAAGCCGGUUCCGUUAUAGGAAAGAUCUGGAUCCCAGGCGGAUCGAACGAGUCGUGUUUUACUAGAAGUGAAAACUUUUCUAAACCGUAUCCAGACACAGACGGAAGCUGGACAGUCAAAACUCCCCUUCGGCUGUCGUAGAAAGUUGGUCCUGAAGGCAAAGCAGCAUGGCUCGGAUGAACAGACCGGCUCCGGUGGAGGUGUGCUACAAGAACAUGAGGUUUCUCAUCACACACAAUCCCACCAACUCCACCCUUAACAGCUUUAAAGAGGACCUAAAGAAGUAUGGUGCAACAACAGUGGUGCGUGUGUGUGAGGUCACCUACGACAAAACGCCCCUGGAGAAGGACGGCAUCACCGUUGUGGAUUGGCCGUUUGAUGACGGAGCUCCUCCCCCCUCCAAGGUGGUGGAGGACUGGCUGAGCCUCCUCAGGAGACGUUUCAUGGAGGAACCGGGCUGCUGCGUGGCUGUGCACUGCGUCGCAGGCCUCGGCAGGGCUCCGGUGCUGGUGGCUUUGGCUCUCAUUGAGUGUGGGAUGAAGUAUGAAGACGCGAUCCAGUUCAUCAGACAGAAGAGGCGUGGCGCGAUAAACAGCAAACAGCUGACCUAUCUGGAGAAGUACAGGCCCAAACAGAGACUGCGCUACAAACACCCGCACAUCUUUAAGAGCAAGUGCUGCAUCAUGUAACCUGAACUCUGUAACCGAAUCGAGCCAGAACCGAACUCAUCAGACCAGGGUGCUCAUCGCUGAACUGCUGCUUAAGCAGAACCCCAUUUGGUCUGAUUGCAUCCUUGCGGUGCUUAAACCUCAUCGCUCUCAAUGAGGAGUGAAUACUGCCACGCCUCUCCGAGAGGUCGAAGGUCACCACAGGGUUUGUAAGGAGCACCAAAGAUAGUGACCUUUGACCGAUCGACCAGCUAAUACGGAGCCAAGGGGAAUGAUGGGGAAACUUUUUAUCCUGCUCACUUUGUUUAUCUGUGAAGUCUCAGGUCAUUUCAUUACACAGCCAUAUCUGCUCCGUCGCCUCAGAUCGUGCCGCUUACUCUCUACUUUCCCUGUGAUUCUGAGGCAUAUCGUGAGUAAGCUCAGAGUCGAAACGGGCUGAUGAGAUUUAUAUUAGGGCUCGUCCUCAAACUUCUUUGGCCUAAAUCUUUGCAGCUUCUACGAGACUGAUAGGAGGAUUAAAUAAAAGUUUUUGUGAACUCUGCAUUAUAGGUCUGUUUUCUUCCACUUCUGCCAUUAUUAAUAUAAUUCUUAUCAUUGAUUUCUACACAUCCAUCACGUUUUUAAAUGAAAUUGUUGGAUCCGUUUUCCUCCAAAAAAUAAAUAAACCAAAUGUAUGUAGAAAGCAUGUAGCGCCUCACCACUUCCCGUGUGCUCCUGCGGUAACGAAGAUGAGGAAGACUCGUGUCCUUGGGAAGUCUUCUGUUUUAUCAUCUGUAUUGUUGAAAUGCUUUUUGUUUUGAAACACUUUUGUAUAAAUAUAAUAUUCCAAGACAUAGCUGAAACUGUAAGUUCACUUUGAAUCUGACACUUAUGUGACAUUUAAAUAACAAAUACGGAAAAAAAUAAAAUGUUUAUAAAAUUCA
Messenger RNA from Tachysurus fulvidraco (yellow catfish), 1939 nucleotides. It is a transcript of the gene ptp4a3a, whose product is annotated as protein tyrosine phosphatase 4A3a. Gene Ontology annotation, molecular function: protein tyrosine phosphatase activity. The record is from RefSeq and is a predicted model, not a curated record. NCBI's taxonomy places the organism in Eukaryota, Metazoa, Chordata, Actinopteri, Siluriformes, Bagridae. The transcript has 6 exons. Gene Ontology annotation, biological process: protein dephosphorylation. The coding region runs from base 516 to 1037 and encodes 173 amino acids. Gene Ontology annotation, cellular component: nucleus.